AUGGAUGCGAACGACAGCACGUCCUCGGACGACGACCUGCGGGACGAGUCCCCCGAGCCCCAACAGGCUCUGGAGCCCUUGGCCUGUGUGGCCUGUCGUGCGCGUAAGCUCAAGUGCGAUCGGACGAAGCCUGCAUGCAGUCGCUGCACCAAGGCCACUGAUGGCACUGUGUGCGUGUACCCGGAGUCGCGCCGCAAGCCCAUGUUCAAGCGCCGUAAUGUCAAGGACAUUGAGGCUCGUUUAGCCCAGGUGGAAGGCUUGUUGAAGGAUGCACCUGGCCUCGACCGCAAGAGGACUGCCGCCGAUGAGCACGACUUUGAAUCUGCCAGUGGUUCUGCAGUCCGCAACGGCACCGGUCUUUUCUCAGUCAUCACUGAAACUGAACUGGACCGCGGACCCAAUGAUGGAGGUCCGGGUCCGGGCGUCCCUGUUGGCGAGGGUGCCUUCUCCACGGAGCUCAUGGACCUCGGCAUGUCCGAAGCACCGCCCCCGUAUGAGAUCAUUGAGGUCUUACACACAGCCUACUUCCAGAACCAGCACAUGUUCAUUCCCAUUGUGCACAAGGCUCGCUACCUCAAGGCGUUCCACUCGGCCCCGCACCUGCGGCCGCCCAUGGGCCUGCAGUACGCCAUCUGGGCCAUGUCCUCGCAGGUGUACCGCAAGUAUUCUGGCUUUCACGAUGCUUUCUAUCGUCGCGCCCGACAGUAUCUCGAAAACGACGAGAUGAAGGGCCAUGGAGAGCAUUUCAUUACCAUUGGCCAUGCGCAGGCAUGGGCGCUUCUGGCCGCAUACGAAGCGCGUCGCCUCUUCUUCACGCGGGCGGCGAUGAGCUGCUCGCGCUGUGUUCGUCUCGUCGGCAUGAUGGGCCUCAACCGCCUCGACGACGAAACCUCUGGCGAUCGUAUUGCGUCCACCCUGCAGCCCCCGGCGGACUGGACUGAGCUCGAGGAACGACGACGUGUGUACUGGGGAGCUUUCUGUGUCGACAGCCAUGCCUCCAUCUCGACCGGUUGGCCUACCCUGAUUAAUGCCAACGAUGCAACGACACACCUGCCAAGUUCCGAAGAGGCAUUUGCGCAAGGCAUCCCUCAAGUGUCUUGCACGAUCGACAACAUCUUUUCAGGGUCGACGUACUCGACAUUUUCCACCGCCAUCCUUGUGUGCCAUCUGUUCAAUUCAAUCCUGCUUCAUGUGCAGCUCAAGCCGAGCGACCGACCAGAGGACUUUGAGUAUGGCCCCUUCUGGGAGCGCCACCGCAGCCUCGACACGAAGCUGUCGUCGGCGUUUGUGUUUCUGCCCGAGCGCUACCGCCUGCCAAGCAACUUCCACGACCCGGUCGCUGUGCACACCAACUUGAACUUGCACGCGGCGGUCAUUUGUCUGCACAACGCGGCCGUCGAACGGGCCGAGGCCCACAACAUGCCGGAGGCGGUCGUCCAGAGCUGCUAUGACCGCAUGUCGACGGCUGCCCGGGAGAUUGUCAACAUUAUCGAAAGAACGAGCCACAUGGCGGGUAGCUAUAAGAGUCCCCUCGCCUCCUUGUCGCUGUACUGCGCCACGUCGGUUUUCGUCUACCAGGCAAUGAUGCAUGAAAAGAACCAGACGCAGGACACCGACGCGGCCGAAACCACGGCGGGCUACAUUGCGUUCAUUAUGCGCUGCAUGGACAAUGGACGCGCCAACAAGGUCACGCGCCUGUUGCUGCACCAGGCCAUCAUGGACAUUGACCGCAACGGUCUGGCCACGGCCAAGCACUUUUCCUGGUUCGCGCGGUACAGCAGCCGGACUGUCGAUGAAGGCCACUAUGUACCUGUGCUGGCCCGCUCCGCCGUGUCGCGGCACUCGUGGCAGCAGCCGCCCAUGGCCGGCCGGCUGCCGCUGAUCAACACCCACAACACCAAAAUCAUGAAGUCGCAGCAGUGCUGCCCCAUCGGCUCCACCAAUCUAUGUGACUCGUGCCGCAAGAUGGAGGCAGCCCAGGCGAGCCGACAUGCAUCGACGACGAUGACAACAACAACAACAACAACAACCAACACGAAUGGCGGCGACCUGACAAAGAAGCGGCGACGGCUGCAAUCCCCCGAAGCGGCCGAGAUGCCAUCCAUCGACGCCUUCCGCUCGCACUACGGCGGUGCAUUUGUCGUCCUGCCACGCCGCGCAGCAAAUGUGUCGCCCACACCGUCCGACGAGUCGUCGGACGAAGACGUCGGGUCGAGCGUGCACGCAGGGCCUCCGUCGUCGAGCACCGGCCACAGUAGCGGCAGCAGCGGCCGCAGCUGCUCGCGACCCUCGGCGUCGACGCAGGGGAGCCUGUCCCGGCUCGGUACAUCUUCGCUACCAGGCACCGUCCCACCUGGUGUGGGAUCCGUGCCGGACAGCAUGUCUUUGCCAAAACCGCAGCAGCUGGCCCCUGCGGUCGACGACUUCUUCCCGACCGUUUCGCUGCCUGAUCUUUGGGCCGGAACCUCACCGUCCGUUGUCGCAAACGCUAGCCUGGGUGAUACGGCCGCGUUCAUGGGGCUGUCGAGCGCGUCCAGCGAUGGACAGCAUGCACAGCCGGGUGGCGGCGUGACGCUGUCGAUGGAGCCCCCGCAUGACUUCUCGUCAAUGAACGAGACCGUCACAGCCGGACUGGAUGAGGCCACGAUCCAGGUUCUGCUAUCGGGUGACACAAGAACUGGCGGCCAAUUGGAGGGUCCGGAUCCGUGGACGACGUUUUUGCAGGCGGGCGAUUUUGACAACACGGACUGGAGCACGAUCGACAACCAGUCAUGA
Messenger RNA from Sporothrix schenckii 1099-18, 2775 nucleotides. Its product is annotated as C6 transcription factor Prf. Gene Ontology annotation, biological process: DNA-templated transcription; regulation of DNA-templated transcription. The transcript has 6 exons. The record is from RefSeq and is a predicted model, not a curated record. Lineage: Eukaryota; Fungi; Ascomycota; Sordariomycetes; Ophiostomatales; Ophiostomataceae. Gene Ontology annotation, cellular component: nucleus. Bases 1 to 2775 code for a protein of 924 amino acids. Gene Ontology annotation, molecular function: DNA binding; DNA-binding transcription factor activity, RNA polymerase II-specific; zinc ion binding.